Trichoderma breve is the source of this 1446-nucleotide messenger RNA. RefSeq names its product ammonium transporter family domain-containing protein. Gene Ontology annotation, cellular component: plasma membrane. The coding region runs from base 1 to 1446 and encodes 481 amino acids. The record is from RefSeq and is a predicted model, not a curated record. Gene Ontology annotation, biological process: ammonium transmembrane transport. NCBI's taxonomy places the organism in Eukaryota, Fungi, Ascomycota, Sordariomycetes, Hypocreales, Hypocreaceae. The transcript is spliced from 4 exons. Gene Ontology annotation, molecular function: ammonium channel activity.
AUGUCGUCGGUCGUUGCCUACAAUGGCACCACAGGGAAAGCAGACGACGGUCACUCGACCGGCGUCAGCGACCUCAACAUCUUCUACGACCCCGGUCAAAUGGCCUGGAUCCUCGUCAGCUCCGCCCUCGUCCUGCUUAUGAUUCCCGGCGUGGGUUUCUUCUACAGUGGUCUCGCGCGCCGCAAGUCGGCCCUCCAGCUCAUCCUCCUGUCCAUGGUCUCAGUCGGCGUCAUCAGCUUCCAGUGGUUCUUCUGGGGCUACUCGCUCACUUUUUCGCGAACCGGAAAUGCCUUCCUCGGCGACCUGACGCAGUUUGGUCUGAUGAAGACGCUGGCUCAGCCCAACGGCUCAGCUAACCUUCCUGAUAUCCUCUUCUGUCUCUACCAGGGCAUGUUUGCUGCCAUUACUCCCGCCCUCGCCAUCGGUGCCGUCGCCGACCGUGGCCGCAUGCUCCCCGCCAUUGUCUUCAUGUUCAUCUGGUCCACCGUCGUCUACGAUCCCAUCGCCUACUGGACCUGGAACAGCAACGGCUGGCUCUUCAAGCUCCCCUCGUACGACUUCGCCGGAGGCGGUCCCGUCCACAUCGCCUCGGGCACCUGCGCCCUCGCCUACAGCAUCAUGCUCGGCAAGCGCACCGGCUACAACAAGAACAACGGCCUGCCCUACCGCCCCCACAGCGUCACAAACGUCGUCGUCGGCACUGUUUUCCUCUGGGUCGGCUGGUUCGGCUUCAACGGUGGUUCCGCCCUGGGCAUGAACAUUCGCGCCGUCAUGGCCUGCUUCGUCACCAACUUGGCUGCCUCCGUCGGUGGUGUCACUUGGAUCCUGCUCGACUAUCGUCUGGAGAAGAAAUGGAGCACUAUUGGCUUCUGCUCCGGCGCCAUUGCCGGCCUUGUUGCGAUUACGCCCGCUUCUGGUUUCGUCACUCCUUGGGGAGGCUUCAUCAUCGGCGUUGUCGGUGCCAUUUGCUGCAACUUUGCCACCAAGCUCAAGUUCCUCAUUGGCGUUGACGAUGCUCUCGACAUCUUUGCCGUCCACGGCAUCGGCGGUAUGGCCGGCAACAUCAUGACGGGUAUCUUUGGAACCUCCUCCAUCGCCUCCCUCGACGGCGGCUCCUACCCCCCCAUCGGCUGGAUCCAGCACCACUGGGUCCAGCUCGGCAACCAGCUCGCCGGCAUCUGCGCCGCCUUCGGCUGGUCCUUUACCCUCUCCUGCAUCAUCCUCUUCCUCAUGAACCUCAUCCCGGGCCUGUCCCUCCGCGUCAGCGCCGAGGACGAGGAGGUCGGCGUGGACGACUGCCAGCUCGGCGAGUUUGCGUACGACUACGUUGAGCUGACGAGGCAUGUUACUGAUGGUGUGGCGCUGUCUACCCCGGCGGUUAUGAGCAGCAGCAGUUCCACGGCGGAGAAGCAUUCUGCUGAGAAGACGCCUGUUGAGACUGUUUGA